Linepithema humile (Argentine ant) is the source of this 4996-nucleotide messenger RNA. RefSeq names its product repetitive organellar protein-like. The record is from RefSeq and is a predicted model, not a curated record. Lineage: Eukaryota; Metazoa; Arthropoda; Insecta; Hymenoptera; Formicidae.
AUACGUUAACAUGUGCUAUCUGAACAUGUUUCUUUCAUCACUCAUUGUUGAGUCGCACAGUGAUUUGGAUUUAGCAAAUUCAGAAAUCUGAGCUCAUCUGCAGUGCAAUCACAUACAUACACAUAUGUAAACUUACAUCUGAAAUAGUGCGGUUGCUUGUCACGUGACCCUUAACUAAGAGAAUCAAAGCUAGACGGCGUCCGAAAGCCCCUAAGUUUAUAAAAGAGAAUUUAUGUCCUUUGAGGACACUUCCUGUUCAGUAUUCGAUGGCAACGGAUCAUUAGGAAAUCGUCGUAUUUUAGAAAAUAGCAUUAUGGACGAAAUGCAAGCGAUAUUUGACGAAAUAGAAGAAUGCGAAAUGAAGAAUAAAAGGGACGAAGAGGAUGUGUCGACCGAAGGGAAGAAGACUUCUUCGUCGUUAAUUAAAGAGAUUCAAUCUUCACUCUUGAAACAACUUGAAGAGACUCAAUCUUCACUCUUGAAACAACUUGAAGAAAGACAAAAGAUUAAAAGGAGAUUAAAAAUUUAUUACCCAGAACUCGAAUUCAAGGAAAUAGACUUAGAAACCUUGAAGAAAGAUUUGAUGGACGUGAAUGCAUUUGCGCGUGCAUUCAAAAAGAUUGUUUGGGGAAAAAAUGCGAUAGAAAAUUGGACACAAGAGGUGACUGCAAUGCCAAAAGAGUGUCCAUUAUUAGAAUUAUCAAUUGAGAAAGAAACGGAAGAAAUGGAAAGCAGUGAUACGAAAGUGAUACAGAAAGAUACGAAAAGCAAGGAAAGUAUAAACAGAACAGAAUUAGACAAAUAUACAUUUGAAGAAUAUCUAAGUAUGCUACUUCAACGCAAAUGCAGUAAACUGCUUAAAAAACACGAUCAAUAUGUGCAGCAAAUAGAAGAAAAGUCAAAGGACCUAAAUAACAAAAUAGAAUUUCUAAGUGAAAUGCAUGAACGUUUGCAAAUAAAAUUCAACAACAUAAAAAAGGACGACUUAACAAUGUACGGACAUACUUGCGGAACGCUUUUGACAAAAUUGAUGAAGCGAGAUCCUCAGCUACGUAAUGAAGUUUACGUCUCGUACAAAAAACAAUAUAAGGGACAAAAGGAGGCUGUAAAAAAAAGAGAUAAAAUAUUAGAAGAAGGUACAAAAUGGUCCUACCCUGGAAAGUGUAUCACAACACAGAAAGAUAUUGAAGUUUCGUAUCAGAAGCAAUGUGAUGAAAACUUACAAACUGUAAAAUCACUAAUAAAAAUUGAAUAUGCAAGUCUAUUACGCAAAAUGGUUACAAAAAGUUUGCAAGAGGGCAUGUCACUCAAAGAUUAUCGUUUGAAAUGUACAAAAGAAGAUUCUGAGAUGCUUAAUAAAAUUCCAGGCCCGUUUCUAUUCAAGGAAGAGUUUAAUUGUCGAAAGGACUUUGUAAAUGAAAUAACAGAUAAUCUAGAAAAUUUAUUUUUGCGAUAUGAUUACCUACAGAGUGAUAUAAAAUGUACAGAAAAUGUUGUCGGUGAAAUGAAAAAGAAUGUGAAGAUCGAGCUUAAACACAGGAAGACGCCUUGGUAUACGAUAAAUAAUCCUAAAAUACGAGCUCAAGUUAGACAAGUUCAAAUUUCGUAUGAAAAGCAGCGUCAAGAACUCUUGUUCUUGAGAGCUAAAAAAUACGCAAACCUCAUGUUAGAGGAAAUAAAGGCAAGUGAAGAAGGAAAGAAAAGCUGUAAAAAAUUAUUACGGAAAGAUAAGAUAAAAAAGGAAGCUGCAAUGAAAAUACAUGACAUACAGAAAGAUACGGAAAACUCGUUCAAGGAACAGAUAUCUGAGUGUGAAAUGUCCUCUUAUCGCAUGCCUACAGAGAAUAGUGAGCAUGAAAGUUUCUUGUAUCUGGGAAACCUUGAAGAAAAUGUGAAAGAUCCACGGAUAGUAAGACGCAUGUUACAGAAAGGUGAACUACCGAAAAUGUAUGCGGCAAUUUUAACAAAGAAUAUGAACAGUUUAUAUAAGAACAUGUUAUUCAAACAUACAAUUCAUCGUCAUCAUAAUGACAACUAUACAACAAAAUUUAAGGAAAUAAUUGAAACAAAUGUAAAGCGGUAUAUAAACCGUCAUAAGAAACUAAACCAGUCUUUAGAGAUAAUAUUCAACAAAUUACUGAUAAUGGAAAACAAACUGAAUAAAAGACAAGUGGAUUUAGAAAAACUAAAGGAGAAAAUGGAAAAGUUGGAGAAGAACAUUUCAGUCAUAAAUGGGCAGCCUAGUAAAAAUAAUACACAAGAUAAUAUUUUAACAAAAACGUUGAGUAUACCAAAUGUGGACAGAACGCUAGAUCCUGAGAUUAAAGACUCGUACAAAACACAGGCUGAAGAUGAAGAGCGCGCUUUAGAAAAUAUAAAUAUACAAUAUAAUAUAAAUAAACGAUAUAAUUCUUUAUUUAAAAGUACCUCAAUGAGAAAAAAAUUGAAGAAGAUUCAUAAAAUAAAAAAGAAUUAUUUAAAAGAAAUAUUUCACAGUAGCUCACAGAAGACUAGGAAGUUUAAUGACAACGUGGAACAGAUAGAAACUGUUUUACAAGAGAACAAUGAAAACGAUGUCGAAUUAGAUGAGAAAGAGGCUUACUUUAUACCUUUGUUAAAGGAUGCGGAAGAGGACAGGCUCACUAAAUACAAAAUUUUGAAUGCACAAAAACCGAACAUGACAAACAGAUCUUCAGAAUUGGAAAACGAGAUCCAGAAUAUUAAACAGUUUAAUAUAAAUAACAUAGAAGAAAUCGUAAAGUUACAUUUUGCAAUUCAUGAAUUGCAAACUACAAUAAAAAAAUUAGAUAUCGAGUUUAACAACAUUAAAAGUCAUAAAAAACACGAUAAAUGCGAAAUUGGCAGAAAUGAAACGUUGAGAAGAACAGAAGAAUUGGAGAAAAAGUUUGCUUUGUGGCAAGAGUGUUAUAAGGAAAGUCAGAAGGUAUUGGCAACAGUGACGGCCGAUAAUCAAAGCAUAAAGUUGAAAAUGACAGAUUUCGAGAAGAUAUUUGAGAAAAAAAACAAAACACAGACUAAAGAAGAGCGCGCUUUAGAAAAUAUAAAUGAACAACUUAUUUCUUUAUUUGAUGAAAGUCUCUCAAUCAGAAAAGAAUUGAAGGAGACUUAUAAAAUAAAAGAGAAUGAUUUAAAAGAAAUAUUUCCCAGUAGCUCACAGAAGACUAGCAAGUUUGAUGACAACGUUAAAGAGAUGGAAAUUAUUUUACAAAAGAUCAAUGAAAACGAUGUCAAAUUAAAUAAGAAAAAGCCUCACAGCCAGGGCCGCGUUUGUAAAGUUUGCGCCACGGGACUUGUGAUUUUCGAGCGCCUCAAUCUAGCCUCCGAUGAGUGAACAGUAAAUAAUUAACAUUUUGAAUAUUAAUUAAAUUCUAUCGAAACACACUUAAGAAUAAGGAGAUAAUUGAAAAUGGAACAUUUUUUAUGAUUAUACAGAAGCUGCGGCGCCCAGGGGCUCAAGCCCCAAAAGCCCAUAGAUAAACGCGCUACUGCUCACAGCCUUACAACUUUGUUAAAGGAUGCGAGAGAGCAAUGGCCCAUUAAAUACGAAAUUUUUAAUGCACAAAAACCGAACAUGACAAACAGAUCUUCAGAAUCGGAAAACGAGAUCCAGAAUAUUAAACAGUUUAAUAUAAAUAACAUAGAAGAAAAAAUAAAACAGAAUAAUUUAGAAGAAAUAUUUUCCGGUAGCUCACAGAAGACUAGCAAGUUGUAUUACAUCAUAGAAUAGAUGGAAACUAUUUUGCAAGAGAACAAUAAAACCGAUAUCAAAUCAGAUAAAGAAAACGUUUCAACGUUAACAAUUUUCAACAAAAGAGUGGAGGAACUGAAUGAAAAACAGAAACAUAAAAGAACUUUAACAGAAAUAAGCAAAAUGCUGAAUAAAACUAUUGAUGAGAGUGAAGUUUUAUUAGAGCAAAAAAAUUAUUCUCAAUUUGAUUUAAAAAAGAACAUAAAGAAGAUUAGACAGCUUACUAAUCAAUUUCAAAAGAUUAAUCACAUGUAUGAUGCGAAGGAAACUCUCAGUAAAUUUGUAGAGUUAUUGUUAUAGUUGAAGAUUAUUUCUGAAUUUUCCGGCUUAAUAAAGGAAUUAUCAAACCAUAAAGACAAAAACAAGAACUUUAACAAAAAAUCUCCGAAAAUACUACCACCUCAAGUUUCAAAAGGAAAAUUAAAUAAAAUCGAUAAUAGAAAAUACGAAUGUGAGCUAACAAAACAAUUAGGAGAUACAUAGAGGUAUAUGGAUAACAAAUUGAUCGAUGUAGAACAAGUUGAAGCUAAAAUCAAAGAAACGCAUGACAGAAAUGAAUUAUAAACCAAAACCUAAUGGUUUUGAACUACUUCGCAUUUUGACAAUAUUAGACCUCUGUCAUUUUCAGCUUUAUGCUUUGAUUAUCGGCCGCACUGUUGCCAAUACCUUCUAACUUUCCUCGUAACACUCUUGCUACGAAGCAACCUGCUUCUCUAACUCUUCUGUUCUUCUCAUCAACGUUUUAUUUCUGCUAAUUUCGUAUUCAUCGUGUUUUUUUAUCUGACUUCUAAUAUUGUCAAACGACUUCGAGCUAAUUUUACGUUUCUAUUACGUAUGCAUUUAGUUCAAUAAUUAAUGGGUUUUGAAGAGAAGGAAAAUUUUGAUGUCAUUUGUAAAAGUAAUUGGAAAUCUCCAAAAUGCAUUUAUUGUUUGCGCGCUAGAACCGUCGACGCAGCUCAACAUUACAUUGUUACAGAAAAUAGUACAUGUUGUCAUAAGUAUAUGUUGCUUCCGUGAUGUAGUAACCCAUAUACUCCUCAAUUGUGUACAAAGAGGCAAAUAAAAUUAAAUAACACAUUAAAUAUAAAACAACGCAAAAAGAUGAUAGAUGAUAUUGUAAGAAGUCAAGUUCAUAAAAUGAAUUUUAUAGAAUUAAAUUUUUACAUUUUUAAAUAUAAAUUUUUUGGUACAAAAUUGGGACAUAAUUGUACAUAAUGUUUUAUCUAA